Parus major (Great Tit) is the source of this 2147-nucleotide messenger RNA. RefSeq names its product vitamin D receptor (gene VDR). Gene Ontology annotation, molecular function: zinc ion binding; vitamin D response element binding; nuclear receptor activity. Gene Ontology annotation, cellular component: nucleus. Lineage: Eukaryota; Metazoa; Chordata; Aves; Passeriformes; Paridae. The transcript is spliced from 10 exons. Gene Ontology annotation, biological process: positive regulation of transcription by RNA polymerase II; cell differentiation; multicellular organism development. Bases 92 to 1381 code for a protein of 429 amino acids. The record is from RefSeq and is a predicted model, not a curated record.
GGGGUAGCAGCGGGGCCGGGGCUCAGUUCCCCAGUGCCUUCCCGUAUUUUGGAGCGAUCCCGAGCCGUGCCAGCACUAGGAAAAUCAAGCCAUGGAUCCGGGCGCUUCCAGCACGUCCCUGGCGGAUCCCAGUGGAGAUCCUGAGCGGAACGCUUCCAGGAUCUGCGGGGUCUGCGGGGACAGAGCCACCGGCUUCCACUUCAACGCCAUGACCUGCGAGGGCUGCAAGGGCUUCUUCCGGAGGAGCAUGAAGAAGAAGGCCACGUUCACCUGUCCCUUCAGUGGGGACUGCCACAUCACCAAGGACAACCGGCGGCACUGCCAGGCCUGCCGGCUCAAGCGCUGCGUGGACAUCGGGAUGAUGAAGGAAUUCAUCCUGACAGAUGAAGAGGUGCAGAGGAAGCGGGAGCUGAUCCUGAAGAGGAAGGAGGAGGAAGCACUGAGGGAAAGUCUCAAACCCAAACUCUCAGAGGAGCAGCAGAAGGUUAUCGACAUCCUGCUUGAGGCCCAUCGCAAAACUUAUGACCCCACCUACGCUGACUUCACUAAAUUUCGGCCCCCUGUGAGGAGCCACCCUGGCAGCAGAGGGGCCACAAAAUCCUCGUCCCUGCUCACCCAGGACCUGUCCUCAGAGGAUUCCUCGGAUCUCUUCGGCUCCGAGGCCUUCAGCACGUUCCCAGAUUCCGUGGAGCCGCCGCCGUUUCCCAGCCUGGGGCUGCCUGAGGAGCAGGACGAGAGCUCCUCCAUGAACCUGGAGUUCUCGCAGCUCUCCAUGCUUCCACACCUGGCUGACCUGGUCAGCUACAGCAUCCAGAAGGUGAUCGGCUUUGCCAAGAUGAUCCCGGGAUUCAGGGAUCUGUCUGCGGAGGACCAGAUCGUACUGCUCAAGUGCAGCGCCAUCGAGGUGAUCAUGCUGCGCUCCAACCAGUCCUUCACCCUCGAGGACAUGUCCUGGACCUGCGGCAGCAGCGACUUCAAGUACAGGGUCAGCGAUGUCACCCAGGCUGGGCACAGCAUGGACCUGCUGGAGCCACUGGUGAAGUUCCAGGUGGGGCUGAAGAAGCUGAACCUGCAUGAGGAGGAGCACGUGCUGCUCAUGGCCAUCUGCAUCCUGUCCCCAGACCGGCCGGGCGUGCGUGAGCCGCGGCGGGUGGAGGCGCUGCAGGAGCGGCUCUCGGAGGUGCUGCAGAGCUACAUCCGCGCCCGGCACGCCGCGCCCGGCAGCCGCCUGCUCUACGCCAAGAUGAUCCAGAAGCUGGCGGACCUGCGCAGCCUGAACGAGGAGCACUCGCGGCAGUACCGCUGCCUGGCCUUCCAGCCCGAGCACAGCAUGCAGCUCACGCCGCUGGUGCUCGAGGUGUUCGGCAACGAGAUCUCCUGAGUGCCGGCCCUGGGUGCCCCGGAGAAGGGAGGAGCCGCGCCCGGCUGUGCGGGGAGGAUCGGGGGGCUGAGCCCGAGCUGGGGCUGGGGUUUGGUGUCUCCGCUCGGGUUUUUCCCCUUCCGAGAGCUGGAUCCCCCCGUGGAUGUUCUGGGGCUGGGCUGCCUCGAACGCUGGGAAGGGGAAGUCCUAGGAGAUGAACUCGGGGUGCCGCUGUGGAUGCGGAGCUCUGAUCCCCCCGAAAUCCCACAGCAGCCGUGGGCUCGGACACCCCAAAUCCCGGCCAGCAGGUGCCAUGGGCAAUGUCCCCACAGCUCCCACACAGCCCGUGUGCUGCUGCUGCCGGACUGGGAUGAACCAGAGGCAGCUGAGAAAGCCCCUAGAGUGGAAACUUUGUCCUCGGCCCUCAAAGGGAAGAGCAGGAUGAGCUUUGUUUGCACUCCCUGGGAAUGGGGGAGCAAUCUGAUCUCCAGGUGAUGCCCCCACUUUGGAACUGGACCCCUCUGGGGGAUGAGAUGAUUACCCCUGGGCUGGGGCAGGGACCCCAGUUCCAGCUUGGCUUCCUCCUCCUGCCACGUUCUGGAGGCUGCUCCAGGCCCUCGUUCCUACCCACAGCAAACUCUGGGAAGGGAGGUUUGGCAGCUGAGAGGCUCCAGACCCCUCGGAAGAGUCAUCACAGCCCCCCUGGGCCAUGACCAAUGGCCGGAGGGUCCCCAGUGUCCAGAGGGUCUUCAAUUCUGGCCAAUAAAUUCCUGCUUGGGCAAAUCAA